AUGAAGCGUGAAAAGAAGACGCCGACCAAAGUGAAAUCACGAAAAAUUUCAACCAGCAGUAGCAGCAGUUCCAGUGUUGACCAAAGUCAACCGGAAUCAAAUGUUGUCGCAGCGAAACAACAAAAACAACCGAAAGAAACCCGAGUAUUGGUAGAGGAAAGUAAUCAAAGUGCCAACAAAAAUCAAGCCAAUGUCACAGUUCGCCUUGAAAAUGCUGAUUCGCUGGCAAAGUACCGCAACAAAUACCCUCAUAUUCAAAUCGAAAAUCCAAAGACAACGACAAACUUCGCAGCCGACGAGAUCAGUGACGAUGACGAGAUUUGGCUGUUUGAUGUGCCGGCGACGAUUGAUGUCAAAAAACUCAUUGGGAAAUCCAUAAAAUUGGGCAGCAAAAAGUCCACAAUAAAAACCGAUGACGAUGAAAUCGAAUACAAUUCAACGAAAAUUGAUAAAGAUGAUUAUCAAAAUACGCUAUCGGUGGUAUUCCAAAACAAAGAUGCACAAUUUUCGAUAAAGAACAUCAAACCGGUCGGUCGAGUGCAGUUCCAUCAAAAAAUUGACGAUACCGAUGAGCCAGUUGAAUUAACGCCGAGCGGUCGCCACCCAUGCACAAUAUUCCCCGAAAAUUUGAAAGUGCGUCAUCCACUUCUGGGCCAUCAAUUCGAAGAUAAAAUUAAACUAAGCAAAACAAUCAAAGAGAAAUUGAUGGAAGCGAAAACGGUGUCUGAACAAGAGUCACUGCCAAGUGUACGUGCAAAGCAAGAGAAGGAAGAAAAUCGCACCAGUUCACAGAUAUCGCCGAAAAAAUCGAAAAAACGAAAAGCUGAAUCGGCCGAUGACACAGUCGCCCAAAAGAAACUGAAGGAGGAUAUCAAAAUGGAGAAUGGACACGACGAUGAUUUAGCGAUGAUUAAGCAGAUUUUUGCAAAAAAUACAUAAAAUUCAAGCGAUAUUGAAUUGAAACGCCAAUCACUUAUUGAAUUUUGGUAGAAAAAUUCCCUAAAAAUUAAUUACAGUAUCGAAAUGUAUAAUUAAAUAGAAAA
Molecule: messenger RNA, 1043 nt
Organism: Sitodiplosis mosellana (orange wheat blossom midge)
Lineage: Eukaryota; Metazoa; Arthropoda; Insecta; Diptera; Cecidomyiidae
Exons: 1
Coding region: 1-939 (312 amino acids)
Biological process (GO): transcription by RNA polymerase I
Source: RefSeq, a predicted model, not a curated record